CAUCGUGCGACGAGUGCUCGCGCGUGCGACAUCGUUCCUCGCGAUCGUGCGACGAGUGAAAAGACCGAUCCGAGAAACGUUUUAGAUCGUAUUCCGUGCGAUCGAACGAUCUUCUUCUUCUAUUUCUCUGUUUUUUUAUUUUAUUUUCGAAUUUUAUUUUUCCUCGUGCUAAAUAUAUCUAUAUAUACAUAUAUAUAUAUAUAUAUAUAUAUAUAUAUAUGUAAUCGUGUUUAUACAUAUGCGUAUAAUAAUGAUUAUAUAUGUAUAAUCGUGAUUAUUGUGAACAUUGGAAAUAUAUUCGAUUCUUCACGGUAAAAAAAGGUGAACAUGAUUUCUGCAAGUUCUGCAAGAGUGUGAGAAAAAAGGACAAAGAUACACAGGUCGAACGAGAGAGCAAGAGAGAAAGAGAGAGAGACAGUAACGCAUUUUUCUCAAAAUUCCCGCUCCUUACUACGCCUGCGCGUAAAACGUUAUCACGCGAAAAAAAAUAAGAACAAGUGUUCUCGAUUGUUACAGCUGCCAUACUUUUUGUCAUGGAGCAAAUUAAACGAUUCGAUCUUUCAACAUUUUUGCAUGUGUGUGAAAAGAAUAGAGAGAGAGGAGAGAGACAGAGAGACCAUCGCCGUUCUUUUUCUCAUUUUCAUUGCAUUAAAAAAAAAAAAAAAGAUUAUUUUUAUCGUUUUUUAAAAUAGAUAAAGCUUCGCUUCAGAAUUUCGAAAGAACAAUGCGAUUUUUUCUAUCUCUUUCUUCUUUUGUUUUGUUAUUUUUUUUGUUCGUAUUAAACGCGAAACACUAGUCGACUCGGAACGAGAAGAGAUUCGGUUUGCGUCAUUGAAGCGAGCUCGCGGCCUAUCUGCAUCUCUCUCUCUCUCUCUUUCUCUUUCUGUGUGUGUCUCUCUCUAUCUCUCUAUCUCUCUCUCUCUCUCUCUCUCUCUCUCUCUCUCUCUCUCUCUCUCACGUUCCCUCUCUCUCUCUCUGUCUCUCUCUCUCUCUCCUCGUCCGAAUGCAACGACGCAGGCACGUCGCAUCGAUAAAAAGCAUCGGAAUAGCGCGUAAAUCGAGGCUCUCGCGACCUAUCGCGAAAGGAUUCGUACGAAUAUCGGUGAAUCGAAAACGUGUGCGAGCUCGUCUAUAAGAUCACCUUGAUCUCGACUCGUUAAACGAUCCAAGUCUAACCGCGUUACCCUGAUCGUUAAACCUCCUUUCAUAUCUUUUGAUUCUUACUCUUUCUUGAUUUCAACCAAGUUCUUUGCUUGUCAGAAAAGAAAUUUUUUGCAUUUUCUUUUUUUCGUCUUUUAUUAUUUGUUACCUCUUUUAAUUAUUCUGAUAAGUGAAUUUUUGAUAAUAAUCCUAGCGUCGCAACGACGUGGUGCGUGUCCUCGGAUCGAAUUUUUGUGGAUCGUCUGGAACUUUAGACAAUAGUAAGAGUGAUUAUUCUACCAGCCAAGAGUGGAUAACGAUCGGUUAUUGGAUAACUCCGGCGAUAAUCGACAUUGUUUGGAAGAUAUUUGAAUUUGGUUACAAUCGGUAAGAGAGAAAGAGAUAGUUGAAGAAGUCUGGUCGUUUCGGUGCAGGAAGAAGAAAGAGGAGAGAGGGAAAGUCGAGGGCGCAAGCGUGCACGUGCUCUUUGCGCGUUCCUAUGCCCUAAGCAGUCUGUCCCACUAUCAGAAGUGGCACCGAGGACGGAGGAAACGCGGAGGCUAGUCGUCCCUCCGUCGUGUCGGCCUCAUCCCCUCCCCGGCUGCGCGGCACCCCUCCAGCCUGCACGGAGGACCACCGCCGCCGCCGCCGCCACCGUCGACGUCGAGCGUACAACGACGACGACGAAGACGACGAAGACGACGGAAACGAUCAAGACAAGGACGACGACGACGACGACGACGACGACGACGACGACGACGACCACGACCACGACCACGACCACGACCACGACGCCGACGACGACGACGACGCCGACGACGACGACAACGACGACGACGACGACGACGCCGACGACGCCGACGACGACGCCGACGACGACGACGAGGACGAGAAAGACGGAUCGUUUGUGACGUCGAAAGAGAAGCACGCGCUACUCCGCCGCGUGCCGCGUCGGCUGUUAGGGGAAGAAAGAGAAGGGGAAAGAGGAGAAGACGACGUACCGAGGAGGAGAAGGCAACGUUGGUGGUGGUGGUGGUGGUGGUGGUGGUGGUGGUGCAGUUGCUGCCGGACGUGAACGUGUCGGUGAUAGUAGUAGUGGUGGUGCUGGUGGGGACGGCACCGAAAGGAAAGAGGUGCUGGAGGAGAACGACGGCGACGGAAAGGAGAAAGGGGAGGAGGAGGACGGUGGUGGUGGUGGCGGUGGUGGUGGUGUUGGUAGUGAUAGUGGUGGUGGCGGUGGCGGCGGCGGCGGCGGCGGCGGCGGCGGCAGCGGCAACGACGACGGUGGUGGAGGAGGAAGAGGAAGAGGAGGAGGAGGAGGAGGAGAAGGUGGUAAAGGUGGAGGUGGCGAGGCUCGUGGCGGCGGCGAAGGAGACGCGGACGUCCACGCGGGUACACGAGGCAGGCACACCCGGCCGGCACGCACACCCAUAUUCUAAGAUGUGAUUUCAAAAAUGGCGGAUUGCCCCUAUGCCCGCUGUAUACAGGAACGCAGACACAUCCGACGGGAGCUGCUGCGAUGGACAAAGAAUAUGGUCUUCGUAGUCGUUGCGGUGGUGUCGCAGGUCUGGAACGAGUAGCGGAGGAGUUGAUGGGCCGUAGGAGAUGGAAGCAAUAUCAGGACACCCUGUACAGCGGCACGCGCAUCAGCGAAUCAACGACGACGACGACGACAGCGGCACAGCCCCUCCAUCGGCUUUACCCGGCGUUGUCACCGUCUUGCAAUCCGGUGCUCGGAAAUCUGGGCCAGAUCGGGCCAGCUCACCUGCUUCAUCCAGCGCCGUCGCCAACCGUUACGCCGGCGGGAGCUACGACGGUUCUUGCGACGGGUUUAGCGACGGGCCUGGCAACGGGGGUGACGACGGGGGUAGCGACGGGGGUCGCUACGGGGGUGGCAGGAGUGCCUGGGAGCUUGGUCGCUGCCACGGCUACGACGGCCACCGUCGUACCCACGGUCGGUCACCUCAAACAGGACGUCUCUUCUCUUCAGAGGCAUCAUCCUCAGAAUCAUCAUCAUCAUCGACAUCCUCACUCUCAUCUCCACACGCCGUCCUUGCUGGCCCAGGAUCAGCUCUAUCAGCAAAAGCAGCAGCAGCAGCAGCAGCAGCAGCAAGAAGAAUCCAGACGUUUGAGACCGGAGGAAAUAAAGAUCGAAGCGGACGAAGAAGAGUCCGGAGAAGCCAGUGGUGGUGGUGGUGGUGGUGGUAUCGUCGUACGAGAGAACGCGAGGACAGCGGAUUUGGCGACGAGUACGACCUCGACGCAAACGACGAAUACGGGUACGGUGACGACGACGUCGACGACGACGACAACGACGGCAACGACGACCACGACCACGACCACGACGAGCACGUCGACGACAACGUGCGUCGCGACGUCGACCGCAUCGGCUACAUCGACGAAUCUGCUCUCGUCGAGAAGACGGCGUCGAGCGAGAAGACAAAACGACGGGGAGGAGGCCGACGAGGCCGAGGAGGAGGAGGAGGGAGAGGAGGAGGAAGGGAACGAGGAGGAGGAUUCGAGGACGCGAGAGGAACCGGAAAAGCGGUUGAAACUCGACGAGGACGUCGAUAGGUCCGUCAGUCCUCACAGAACGGAUAUAGAACGAGCGUCUCGCAAUCCUUCGGCUACCAACGGCACGGACGACAACGCGGAAGGGACCAAGGAGCGGACAGGGGAGCUCGCGUUGGAGCGGAUACCAGUGACGCAAGCUUUACUGAGAGUAAAAAAAGAAGAGGAGUUACAGGAGGCGCCAGGUUUAGGAAUCGAAAGGACGACGACACCGGCAUCCGAUUCGGAAGGGACCAGAAGAGUCGGAGGAGCUGGCGGGGGUGGUGGUUGCGGUGUCAUCUCGAACGAGGCUGAAAUCACGGCGAAAACUAUCGUUCCGCCGUUUCUUCUAGCGAGUCGACGCACCAGUCCACCGCCGGAAGAUUGGAAGCCUCUCGACAAGUGCUACUUCUGCCUCGAUGGCAAGCUGCCCCACGACGAUCAAGCGCCGCUCAGUCCACAGAGCGACAGCAGCAGUAGUUCGCGAUCGGUGGAGUCACCGAUGUCGGUCCAAGUCGACCCAAUGGCGGCGUCCGUCGUCGCGGCCGCUCUCAGCGGUACUUACCCGACUUUAUUGCCUCAGUGGUGCUUACCACCAAGAGAGGCACCUCUCGUCGGGGUACAGGCUCAUCAGGACAGUGCCACGUCGGUCGAUCAACCACUCGAUCUCUCGGCGAAACCGAAAAAUUCUCAGGAUAACAACAUAUCUCCCCUGGAACAACAGAAAAUACCUCUGAGGAUGCCCACGGGUAUCGACUCCAAGAGCAUCUUCAACUCGUGUUACCGCGCGAAACCGCGUAUUGCCGUGCCGGUGACGGCAGCAGCGGCGGCUGUAGCGGCGGCGGCAGUGGUGGGUGCAGGGGGUAGCGUCAGCCGGAAGACUUACACCGAGGAGGAACUACAGGCUGCCCUAAGGGACAUUCAGAGUGGAAAACUCGGCACGCGAAGGGCAGCCGUGAUUUAUGGGAUACCACGAAGCACCCUACGCAACAAGGUCUACAAGCUUGCGAUGGAGCGCGAAAGGGAUGCGUCCCUCUCUAGCACCCAUUCACACCCUCACGAGUCCGGCGCCCCAGCCACCACCACCACCACCAUCACCACCACCACCACCAUCACCACUACAACACCACCAAAUACGACCCAAAACGCGACCACUCCGCCCCCGCAAGUGGAUGAGUUUAACACGCGGCCACUCGGCGUUCGCGAGGUUGCAAGACUCGAGGUGGACGAGAAGGAACUAUCGGGAGCGGAAGAGGAAAAAGAGGUCGAGAAGGCACUCCUGAAACCUUUGUUGUCGUUGGAAGACCUAGUAAGGUUUUCCGCGCUCGAAGGUAGCGGUGGAGAUUCCCUGAGGACUCUGCUUCAGCGAGGACAGGAUGCGGGUCAGGAAUGGCCGGGUUUGGAGCACGCAAACAUUGGUCCGUACAUACAAAAAAUGUUGGCCGCGGCAGCACCGUUCAAAGGAAUAGAAACGCAAGACUACCGCAUUCCGGAGGUGAUGAGGAGGUUAAUGAGCGAGGAUAAGAGAUUGAGUAAGAGCGUGAACGGAGAUCAAGGACAGGCGCAGCAUCAGCAACAACAGCAGCUUCAACAUCAUCAGCAUCAUCAUCAUUCGGUAUCGGCGGUGGGGCAUCAACAGAGUAGCGGACCGCAAACGGGCGUGCAAUCGGUGACGCAACAGCAAACGCAUCAACAUCUCCGGGCACCGAUGACCAACGAUGAUUUUAAUCCGAGCAUCGAGGAAGAGGCGAGCGACAGUGCUCAAGGCAGAGCAAUAUUGAAGAUUCCGUCCUACAAGCCAGCGAGUACGCCAGGUUGUUCGAGCAACAAGAACGGCGAACCGACCUCGGCUGCUUUCGCUCAGGGAUUCGCGGCAACGGCUUCGAGUCCGAAUCUUCUGGAACGUGCUAGCCCGGCGUUCUCGGGGACGAGCAGCCCGACGAACUCCCUGGUCGGCAAGGCGGUGCCUGUUAAUUUUCGUGACGUCAUCGCGAAGAGCAUCAGCGUCAAGUUCCAAGAAGGACAACAGGCGGGCGUCACGGCUGGAUUAGCGGCUUGUCAAGGGAGUACGGUGGUGCAGCCGCAGCAACCGAUGAUGCCCGAGCCGAGUCCGUUCAAGAGGGGCCGUUACACGCCACCUCAACCGGCGCCACCUGUCCAACAAGCGCAACAGAAUAAGCCGCAAAGUCAGGAGGCCAACAAGCCGAAACCCGGUACCGGUGGUAAAGGAACCAGACCAAAACGCGGAAAGUAUAGGAAUUACGAUAGAGAUAGUCUCGUAGAAGCCGUGCGCGCGGUUCAACGAGGCGAGAUGAGUGUUCAUCGAGCUGGCAGCUACUACGGCGUGCCGCAUUCCACCCUCGAGUACAAAGUUAAAGAACGCCAUCUCAUGAGGCCACGCAAGAGGGACCAGAAGCAACCGGACGACAAGACGAAAGACGGAACGAGUACGACGACGGCGGCAGCGGCGGCUGCAGCCGCGGCGGCGGCUGCUGCUGCGAUGAGACCCGGUGCGACGGACAAGAAGGCACCGCUGAAGACUCAAAAGCCGUUCGCCCCGGCCAGCGGUAUCCCCGGUCCUAACGGACUGAAGAUGCCACCGUUCAUGGAAGGCAUGCCGCACUUACCUUUCCCACCUUUCAACUUUUGGAGUCCCGCCCCGUUCUUACCUUCGCCGUUCAUGCCGGGCGCCGCUAACGUACCUACCAUCCUUCCGGAGCAAUACUUUGCGUCGCAAAGGAUGCGCGGCCUGCAAGAACAACAGAGAAGCGCGGCGAUAGUUCAACAACAGCCGCAUCAACAGCACUCGCAGCGAGAGAGAGAGGCCGGGGCGACGGUCUCGAGCACGGAAACGCCUGGUACGUCGACCGCGAGAAACGCGACGAUCGCGAAGGCACCGAGGGAAAUAACGGAGAGCCUUUACGACGGCAGCGGAGCGAACGGAAGUUUCUUGGACAAUCUGAUAAGGUCGAGUCUCGAGACCGGCAUACCCAGGGACCAGCGAGUCUUGACGGAAACGAGAAGUCAACAGCAACAAACGUCGUCGUCGUCGUCCACGUCGUCGUCGUCUUCGUCUCAGCAACAACAGCAGCAGCAGCAGCAGCAGCAGCAGCAGCAACAACAGCAACAGCAACAGCAACAACAGCAACACCCAGAAACGAUGAGCGGCAAGGCUCUGAUCGAUCAGCUAUGUAGGAACUCGAGGAGGACACCGUUGCCGCGUAUAACGCAAGACAGUAGCGAGGAUGAGAGUUAUAGGGGACCAUCGGGAACCCCCGGUAGACUCGAGAGAGUACCAGAGAGACCGGAGAGGGUACCUACCGUUGAUCUCAGCCCGUCGCCCUCCGAGAGGGCUCGUACCGACGACGGCAGCGAUCGCUUGACCUCACCGCCAACGCCUCUUUCGAUCUCCCGUGCGGGAAGCAGGGACGAGGACAGUACUCGCGAUUCGAGGUUAGAUCGUGCCAGUAGAGAACGCGAAGUUCAUAACGGUGCCGCUCAGGAAGAUCGAGGUGCCCUCGGUACGCAGCAACAGCAACAAUUGAAUCAUUACCCGGACUUACACAAUCUUUAUGCCGUAUCAACUGACAAAAAAAGUGCCUGUGAUAGUAAGCUUAUAGUAGAUCAUUCGAGCCAGAAGACUCAGCAACAGCAACAGCAACAGCAGCAACAGAAGGAAUACGCCGCGGUAAGCGGCUUGGUCGUGCAACUGCAGAGGGGCUACAACACCGGCAGCAGCAGGUCCGCCGAGCAAACCAACAGCCAGCAACCGGCGGAACAACGUGGCCCUGUCAUCGGUAUGGAAGACUCCGUAGAGCAGUAGACGAAAGUCAGUAUCAGUUAUCAGUAAGGUAUAGAAUUAUGGUAACGCUAAUCGGAUUUCGAACGGUAAAACCCUUUUUCCAUUCGGAAAGCCCUAUGUCACGCCUGUCUCACAUCCUUGCUAUUCGUCCUUGAGCGCGAACAGUUUCGUUCGAAUUCGACGAUUCGAUUCGACGACGGUCCACGAGAAAGAUCAGGAGACCGUUUGAAUACGUAACACGAGGACUAUCCCCGACUUAGGCUUCUAGGCUUCGUUCGAAAACUAUACUGUCGAGGAACUUGCUAGAGCACUUCUUCGAGACCUCCUACGACGGAGAUCGGUGAAGAACGGUAAGAGAAGCGCUUCGGUACGACCGAGUAAACUCGCUAUCAAUUUUCCAAAGACUCGGUAGAGAUCACCAGCCGUGUACGGUGUCCACGCUCUCGGUGGGGAAAUCCUUCGAGCGUGCCGAUUUUCCUGCGAAUUCGGAGCAGACUAACAGAUAAGAUAUUGAUAAAAGACACGAUACGAUUUAUCCACUACCACUGGCAUUGCCGAGUAUCCUUUCGUACACGUAACGCAUACGCUUACAGAGGAAUACGAACGAAAUCGGUGAAUGACACACUGACGGAAAAACACACUAACACGGACGAGAAAUACGAUUUAUAGUAGGGAACACGAAGCAGCGUAGAGGCAACGCGGGCGGAUUCGCAUACGCGUUGAAUUUUUAGGAUUCCAUUUUCGAGUAUGUUGCGAAGAAGCAUACUCGUUUGCCGUAUACUAAUCUAUAAGACGAUCAAUCGUUUAAGAUCGAAGCAAAAGGAGAGCUAAUGCGUUUUAGGUGAAACAAAGAAAAAAAAAAAGAGAAAAAAAAGGAUAAGACAAACGACAACAGCGUAUUAUUUCCUCUAUCGAUGUAAAACUACCUAAUGGAAACUUAUUACCUACUAUUAACAUUACUUAACUCGUAAGGAGCAACAUAAUUAUAUAAGGAAUGAUAUAUUAUAUAUAUAUACAUAUAUUUUUGGUCAUUACGGACGUAUGCGAAAUGAGAAACGAGCCAAGGCUUUUUUGGCGCACGUAGGUGACAUUUUUUCACAAGGCGACAAUAUUUCUCUAAUCUCAGUUCUCUUAAGGCCGGUGUUCGACGCAAACGCAUCAUCCCACGUUUAACGAGACGUUGUUUAGCUUGAAACGCGAUCGAGAGAAGAUAGGAAAGAUUUUUUCAAGGAAUUCAGGGAAGGAGGAUUUCAAAAGGACGUCGUAAAAUUCUCGACAAUUUUCUAAUAUCGGACUCGUCAAGCUCCUUUCUUUUAUUCUAAUCGAGGUUCGAGGAAGAGUCGUGCGAGCGCGUGUGUGCUACAGAGGGAGAGAGACAAACGGAGAGAGAGAGAGAGAGAGAGAGAGAGAGAGAGAGAGAGCAACUCUUCGAAGGAUACCCUUUUAUAGUCUGUGACAUUAAUGGUGCUUCCUGAGGACGACCGGAAUACGGAUAUCCUGGAAAUAUUUUACAAACUAUUAAAAUAGGGUAUCCUCGAGACAUUUCGUUGAGAGUGAAAAGAUAGACACGCCUUUUAUAAGGAAAGAAUAACAGAAUAGACAAAGAGAAAGUUAAGAAAAAAGAAUCACCGUACUCCUUUCAAGGAUUUUACGAAUCCGAAAGAAAUCCUUCUGACGCGAUCGUACGUUCCUUGAAUUUUCAUUUAAUAAAAAGAAACGGAUUUACGGAGAGUUUCGAAGUGGUAGGAAACAUAAUUGCAAACGAUAAAGAAAGAUUCUAACGAACGGGCGAGUCAAGUAAGAAGAAGAGAAUGAAAAGAAUGUAAAGUUGAAAAGUUUAAAGAGAGAGAGAGAGAGAGAGAGAGAGAGAGACAGAGAGACGGAGAGACGGGGAGAGAAAGAGAGAAAGAGAGAGAGAGAGAGGGAGAAAACGGGGAAUAAAAAUUAUUAUAGAGGAAACGCGUGCUCUCGACUCGGGUCUUUCUACGUAAUACCGAAGUGCAGAAGUACAUUUUUCUUAAGCGCGAGUACGCCCGAUAACACUUUUUGAUACGAAUGCAAAUUUUCUACUACGUAGAGGAAGAGAUACAGCAGCAGCCGCGGCCGCAGCAGCAGCAGCAGCAGCAGCAGUAACGUCGUUGUAGUGAUCUCACUCGAAUUAGGGUUUCGUUUUUUCACCGGGUUCCACGAAUAACGAUAAUAACGAUGACAGACGAUGAUAACGAUGUUGAUGAUGAUGAUAAUGAUGAUGAUGAUGAUGAUGAUGAUGAUGAUGAUGUCGAAUGCGUAGGAGCGAGUCUACGUUUCGGAAAGGUUUGCUUGUUUUUUUGAAAACGUUCUCUCUUUGGCCAGGAGGUUCUCGUAGAAAGAUAGAUCUCUCCGAGAGAUCGUUCAUUGAUAAUUCCAUAUUAGUAUCGCAGUUCGAAAUUCGGAUUGGAAAGGGACGAAAAUAAAGAAAACGAAAAAACGAGAAAUACAAAAAACGACGCUCGUCGUUUCUUUCGUAUGAUAAAUGAUCGGUUGGACCAAUGGGUGAUAUUAGUUAGACGGUGUUAGGUGAAAUCAAAGUUGGGGAGGGCUUAUAAACUUAAAACGAGGAGUGCAAGAGAGCGAUGACAGGGACGUAGAUAUCGCUAAUCCGCUUUUCCUCGCGAGUAACGAGUAACGAUGACAGAGGAAUCGGAUAAGAGGUAAGAGGGAGAAAAUAAAAUGAAACAUAGAGGAAGAAAGUGAAAGAGAGAAGAGGUAAGAAAUUUAGGAAGGAAGGGAAGAACGAUCCACGCACUCAUCUCAUGACACUAUUUUAAGAAAGAAUUUAAGAAGGAAUAAAGUAACCAAAAGAAAAAAAAAAAGCAAGCGUAACGACUGAAAGACUUUAGGCUGUAUAUAAAGUAUAAGGCAUGUAUGUUUGGUGUUUUAAAAAUGCAAAAAUUCCUUAUUAAUGAAAAAAAAAAGUUAUACCCUAUGCGAAAAAAAGUAAACAAUGUAAACAAGACUACUCUCUCGGUGUUUUUUGGAACUAAACUUAAAAAAUUUGUCCUAUUUAAAGGGAAAAAAACAAGUAUAAAAGAAUAAGACGUGAGAAUAAUGAUGUAACUCUCUAAAGAAAAAAAAAAAAAAAAAAAAAAAAUACGCGCGUAAAAAGUCAAGUUAUUGAGUGUAAACGUUAAGGUCUUCUUAGGGUUAAACGAAACAAAAAGGUGAAAGAAAAAAGCGAAGCAAGCACUAAUCACGAUCGUGUGUAAAAUUUCAAAAAUGAAUAUACCUUCCUUCGCUAUCACUGUCCACAGUAAUUCCGAAGCGAUGCACGUCCUUUCUUCAGUCGACAUUUCUCAUUCAUCCUCCUCCUCGCCUCCCCCACCCCCACCGCCACCCCCGCCCCCGGAUGCCCCUUCCUUACUUAGUUUCGUCACAGGAAAAAAAGAAAAAAGGAAACAAAAAAACCAACCACAUGAUAAUUUGUUCGAUGUACCGUCAUCGUCAUCCAUUUCGAUACCUGAAAAUCUUUCGUAAACGUUCGCUAGAACACAAGCAAGCUCGUUUCGCCCCUCAUCUUUCGAGGCCUUCAUCGUCAUCCAUUUUCCCCUCAUCUUCCCUCCUCACUGCACCCUCCUCGUUCCCUCGUCCAAGCUGCCUCCGGCAUCGCCGCGAGUACAUUGCUACCAUCACCGUCAUCAAUCACCACCGUCUCGCUAUCGUGCCCAGAAGGAAAAGCAACUCAGACCCUUUAUAAAAGAUUUAUCGUUAGAUGUGAAAGAAAAGGACAAAAAAAAAUUCAUGCAGAACUAAUAUUUAUCGUGAGGAUGAUUGUAAACGUGCGUACGCUAAUGAUUGUCGUUAAUUCAAUUACGGUUACGAAGUUGGUCGCGACGUUCGGUGCAAUCUAUAUCGAGAGUUGGAUCCCGUGACCUUCGUCCCGCGAGACUCACCAAAAAUAAUCAUUUCAAUUUCUUCAUUAACAGCCGAUGCAUUCAAUAAAAAAUCGUUCGUGCAACGAACAAUUCUACUAUAUUAUAAUCUUCUUUGCUACGUCGUUUUGUAUUUUUUUCUGUUUCUUUUUCUUCUUCUUUUUUUUUCUUGUUCUUCUCGUAAAAACGUGAAUCUUCUCGAGUUCUCUUUAGGUUGACCAUUCGAAGAAUAUGAAAGUAAAAGUGUAAUCGAAUCGUUAGCUAUAUUCGAUCCUUUUUUUUCUACCAUCCGUUGCACGAUCGUCGACUUGCACUUUUUUCGGAGGAGAUGGCCGAAAGAGAAGAAUUCAAAAGACUAAUUCGAGUAAAUCAUUCGUUAACGUUGCAUAUGUGUGUCCAAUCUACCGUAACACCGGAGGAGACCUGCUGUUGAAUUGAGAAUGACAAAAGAAGGAAAAAAAAGAGGAAAGAAACUAGAACUAGAGUAUAAUAUGCGGUGCGAAUAGAAAAAUUGUCUCAAAGUGAAAUUUUGUCGAACUUCCGGUCGUCUCUUCCACCAUCGCGGGCGAUGCGCUAUUACGAUCCGACGAGAGACGGAUUGGUCGAAAACGGGGAGGAAAAGAAGAAAUCUUUAAGAAUUAAAAGAGGAUAUAUUAUAUUAAAAUAUCUGUGAUGUAAAAAGUAACAAAAUUUUGAUGUAUAUUUUUCACAAAUUAUUGUAACCAGCUAGUGUAUAUGUGUAAGGAUAUAACAAGAAAAAAAACUAUUAUAAUUACGGUGUGCGGAAAUAAAAUGAUAAGCGAGGGACUAAAAGGCAAGAAAGAGAAGAGAGCAAGGGUGAGAGAGAGAGAGAGAAAGAGAGAGAGCGAGAGCGAGAGAGAGAGAGAGAGAGAGAGCGAGAGAAGGAAAGAAAGAGAGGGAGAGAGAGAGAGAGAGAAUGAAAAAAAGGAGAAAGGAAGUUUAGGGGAAUGAAAGCCGCGAUAUAACGCGAAAUUACGUUGGUCCACACCGGUGGUCAGACGGGACCAAGAUGGCGGGCACUGCUCGGAAAACAGUCGGACUAAAAGAUUCCUGUUGUCUUUUGCCCUUUUCUAUUUUCCUUUUCUUUUCGUUCGAUCAUUCCGCGCGUUCAAAGAAAGGAAAGAAAAAUGUACGGCGGGCUCUUCGUUCUUCUCCUUCGAUCGGCGACUCGACCGUAUCAAAACCAAAAUGUUUCUUCUCUUGUUCUCUCUUGUUCUUAUUAUAUUCAGGGAAUACAAAAGUAAUAUAUAUAUACAUAUACGCACACACACACACACACACACACAUAUAUAUUUAAAUAUAUAUUUAUAUAUUUAUAUAUAUUUAUAUAUAUAUGUAUUUAAAUAUGUAUGCAUCUAUACAUAAAUGUAUCAAAGUAAAUUCUCUAUUUCGCGAGCCGUCGUUCGUACGAUCAACGAAGGAGAGGACACGGAUUUUUGUUUCAUAUAAACCGGAAGAUUUGGUCCGAUUGGCCCUGAAACGACUCGAUGUUAGCUACCUCACAGUAUCGUCGCACGUUUGGUAUAUGGUUCGAAAGAAAGAUUUCCGUGUGUCUUCGAACGUAAAGAGAUCGAGAAUUGAUCUAUAGCAUCUCACGCGCAUUUCAAUAGCACCGUAAUUAGUAUUCAGGCCGAAUUGGUAAUUAGAAGUCUAGCUCUAGUUUUUCCGUGAAAAGAAUUAUAACGAAAAAAGAAGAAGAAAAAAAGAAAAGGAAAGUGAAACAAGAAACUCUCUCUUUUUUACAUCAAAGUCAUCUUCGAAGAGCCUUUCUUUCUAUUUUUUAAUAAUAUUAACCGGAUAACAAAUCGGGCAAUUCCAUAAAGAUGAGAAUAUUUUUCUAAAGUUCAAAAACCGCUCGAUCUUUCUCGUCUCUUUCGAACGAAGACAUACGGUUUCUUGCCGAUGGUGAUUCGUACGUAAAUGGUCUAAACAGUUCCAAAUUGUGCCUAAGUUUCGAGAUUACGUUUUUACUACAAGACAAAACGCGAAAACGUUUAGUUCGAACGAGCUCGACCGACGGCGAAACGGUGAACGCGACAUGAGAAUAUAAAAAAAGAGUAUUAAAAGAGAAAGAAAAAAAGAAACGAAAGGAAUGCUACGAUGAUUACCUCCGAUAAACGUUCCAGGGCCGUCCGGCCGCCAUCUUGCGUUCAAUUUUACGUUCCGUUUUGUCGAAUAAGUGCAAUUAGGUACACAUAACACGCUCACACCGAUACACUCGCGAUUACACUCGAUUACACCCACACUGAUAAUACGUACACCAGGCACACACGCACACGAACACACAUUUUACAUACGUUAAAAUGGAAAUCUGAAGAAAACGAACUGUUACGCGCUAGGUUACCGUUUUUUAAAUUCUAUUUUCAAUUCACGCAUUCUCGAAUGUUGGGAUUUUCGUGAUCAACGAAGAGCUGGCCUGUCGUUCAUUAUAUAGGGACGCGCGUUUAAUGACACACUUUAACACACACGACAUUUAUACAGCAUACAUCACGCACACUCGUCGCAAGUGAAACCGACGUCGAUUCGACCCACGAUUCGAAAACCUAUCCUUCUUUUUUUCUCCUUCGAAUCUAACGUCGAUGUGAUAUUAGAUACUUAAAUUUAUCUAAACUCGACGAAGCCAAAUUUCUAUUUAUUCUAAACCAGUGAUCGAGAAGCUUCGAGAAAGUAAUCUUUUAUCGGAUCCUUGGACCUUUCAUUCUUUAACAUAUUUUUCGACUAAAUUCGAAGGAACAAGAAAGACAAUUCGAGGUUUCGAGCAUGCCUGAACCAAACGUAGAAGAGGAGGAAGAAGAAGAAGAAAGAAGAUGGUCUCCUCGAUCGAUCAAAAACUUGGUACCUUCCUGAUUGGCUUUAAUACGCUCGUAUAAUUCGUAGGUUCUAGUCAUGUAAUGACUCUAAAGUAACGAAAAAAAAAAGCAAAAAAUAAUCAAGAAAAAAUAUAAAAAAAAAUUGAGAGAGUGAGAGUGAGAGAGAGAGAGAGAGAGAGAGAGAGAGAGAGAGAGUGCGAGAGGGAGGAAAAAGUCGACUCUCGAGCGAGUUCGACCAUUUAUGUAUACGCAGAUCGACUCGACAAAAAAGGAGACGCAAAGGAUAAGAUAUAAAAAAAAAAAAAGAGGAAAAAACAGAAAACUAUGCGAAAACGACCGAUUUGUGUUCAAACGGGUGUGCUCCAUCGAAUCGGAGAUAGUCGUUUCGAUGUCGGUUCCAAAGUUCUAUUAUAAGAGAUAUACGACGAAGAAAAAUCGGAAGAUUUCAGCGCGAGAAUGGCAAGAUUGGGAAGCCAAACGCGCCUCCGACCGGCCGAAUUUGCGAAAUCCUCCUCGUAUCGCGACUGCCUGAGAUUUCUUUGCGAAGCUUGCGAUUGGCUAUCUGUCUGCGUUUGAUCUACGGCCUCUUUCCUAUUAAUGGUAAGAUUUUUUCAAAAUCGUUUCUCUUCGACAUUCCUACCUGCGUAUGAUCUCUCUGCGAUUAUUUGUGACAGAAUAAAAAUCUAAAUGCAAACAUCCACUUAUACGAUCGAGCUGAUAAUGUAUUAGUUGAAAAUAAUCGAGUGUUAAGAUACAUUUUUAUAUAAUAAAGAUAAAGAUAAAGAUAAAGACAAAGAAUGAGGUCGUAGGUCACGUGGAAGAAGCGUUAUUCGUCCAUCAAAAGGUGAUGUAUUCUUUAAAGUACAAUUACGUCUUGUUCCAUAUAUACGAAUCGAAAUUACUUUCAUGUUCCUAUUUCGACGUUUAAGGAAAAGCGAACCAUCGAUUCUGUUCGCUGUCGGGCGAUGGUGUCCUUGUUGAGAGUCGCUGAUCUCACUUUUCGCUAACGACCGGUCGGAGAUGAUCGCGCGGCCGGCAUCUCGGUAGUGGGUCAGCCUAGAGAAACUUUUCGAAACUAGUAGGAAAAGAAAAAAAAAAUACUAGAUAAAUGGCGCUGGUACUACAAGACGCGGUGUUAGCGUAACCGGUAGUACUCGUAGUUUAGCGCUUUAGUCGUUUGUAUAUCGUGUUCUUUUCUAAUAUUCUCACUAUAUCAGCCCGAUCUCGGCGUGCAAUCACUAUUAAAAAGAAAACAAAAAAAGAAAAAAAUAAAAAAAGAAAAAAAAAGGAAGGAAGAAAGGAAGGAAGGAAGGAAGGAAGGAAGAAAGAAAGAAAGAAAGAGUAAGAUAAAUUUUCUCGAAAGGCGCGUCUUUUAAUUAAUAACAUUCGUAUCGAUUUCCCUGUCGUCCGAGAGAAUAUAAUAUAUGUAAUAUAAUAUAACGUAAUGAUAUUCUUUGUUAAACUCUUGUAUACGUAUACGGGUCCUCCGUUAUUGUUCGAUCGAAUUUAUCUGCUUGCUUUCUCCUUGUUUCAUUAAGAAUUAUAAGACGAGGAUUCGACGUAUAAUUUCGUAAUCUCCAAAUACAUUUUUUUUGUAAUACCUGUCUCAACGCGAGGAUAUUAAAGUAUAAGUAAAAAGUAUAUCGUAUGAAACAAAUCGACCGGUAUUUCCAAGUACGACCAACUAAAGUUACGGACCAAGUACGCUGAAGUUCCGGUAAAUCGAAUCAAAAUAGGAAACAGAAAAUGUAGAAAGAAGAUGAAGGAGAAGAAAGAUACGACGGGGAAAAGAUACGACGAAAAUGUACAAUAAUACAAAGAACAAAUAGGAGGGCGUAUAAACGGAAGAAAAUAAAAAAGAAAUUAAAAUGAUAUCCCAUGGUACGAGCUCUUUCCUUCUCUCUUCUCGAUACAAAAGAGUAUACAUAUAUACCAAGUGCAUAGAAAAAUGUACGGCACGUGUAUGCGCGGCGAGGUCGGACCAUUCGUAUGCCAGGAAAGAUUUUUAAAGCUAAAAUAAAUCCGAAUCGAGGAGAGUUAAAUUAAUGCGAGAAUCCACCCAGAUAUCUCCGAGCAUUCCCCUUUGAAUAUAAAAAAAAUCACACACACACACACACACACACACACACACAGGUACACA
Molecule: messenger RNA, 16371 nt
Organism: Vespula vulgaris
Lineage: Eukaryota; Metazoa; Arthropoda; Insecta; Hymenoptera; Vespidae
Gene: Eip93F
Product: mushroom body large-type Kenyon cell-specific protein 1
Exons: 11
Coding region: 2660-7513 (1617 amino acids)
Biological process (GO): regulation of transcription by RNA polymerase II
Cellular component (GO): nucleus
Molecular function (GO): DNA binding
Source: RefSeq, a predicted model, not a curated record